Molecule: messenger RNA, 1440 nt
Organism: Triticum turgidum subsp. durum (durum wheat)
Lineage: Eukaryota; Viridiplantae; Streptophyta; Magnoliopsida; Poales; Poaceae
Source: the annotation of a GenBank genome assembly
AUGAACUCCUACUCCGGCGACCGGUCCUCCUCCCGUCCCAUCACAACCUCCUUCGACUCCUACCAGUUUGACUUCGGGGCCAACCCCUCCCGCUCCUCCACCUCCCGCCCCCUCCGCGACCAGAGGCCAGGCGGCGCCACCAACCCUUCACCGAGGCCAACCACCACAAACACAUGGUCACACCAGCCGGUGAAGACGUCCUGGACUCAUCAGCCAUCCCCGUCUGCGGCCGCGGCGCUCGGAUCCGGGCCUGUGUCCAUGGUCGGCGACAUCUCCGGCCGGAGCUGGUCCGCCACUGCGCCCUCCUCCGGCAUCGGCUUCCCUCAGUCCAACAACCCCAACCUCUUCAGCGACCUCCUCGGGCCGGCGCUUGGAUCCACCCGAGCCCAGUCCAACGCGCCCCUCAGAUCAGCAGCGGCCCAGCCCUCCAAGCCUUCAAGCGCUAAUCCUAGGACCAACAGCUCUUCCUUCUCGAUGGGCGGUAUGGCAAGCACGCUCCCGAAAACCACCGGGGCACCGAUAGCUUCUGGUAGUUAUGGGGUUGGUGGCCGGCCAAUGAAGCCGGCGGGCAUGGCGCCGGCGACCGCGUCACAGCCCAUGGCGCAGAAGAAGGAUCCGUUCGGCUCCAUAGAUCCCUUCGCGGCGAAGCCUGGGUCUAUGAAUGCUGCAAAGCAGGCAGGUUCGGCCAAAUUGGAUCAGGGAUUUGGCGUGUUUCAGGGCGUGAGUUCGGGCGCCAACGCUGGAUUCAGUAGUUUCCAGAAAGCCGGCGCUGGAUCCAGUGGCUUCCAGAGUUCUGGUGCCACGAAGCCUUCCAAUGUUACGCCUCCGCCUGCACCCGCUCCAGCGCCUGUUUCUGCAGCGGUGAACUCUGGCGUGGAUCAUUUUGACACGCUGUUUCCUUCGUCCGCAUCUGCACCAACUGCUUCUGCGGCGAGUAAUGGUGGCGGUGACAUGUUUGGUGAGAUGGAUGGUUGGGUGGACGUGGAGUCGGAGUAUGUUGGUGGUGGUGAUAGCAGUGGCACAACCACAGAGCUGGAGGGAUUACCGCCACCACCGUCUGGGUUGACGGCAUCUGCUGCUAAGGCAAAAGGAAUGGAUAAUUACAAGGGUGGGCAGUAUGCUGAUGCUAUCAAAUGGUUGUCUUGGGCUGUUCUGCUCAUCGAGAAGACUGGGAAAAAUGCUGGUAUUGCAGAGGUGUUGUCAUCAAGGGCCUCGUCCUACAAGGAGGUCGGCGAGUACAAGAAGGCUAUUGCUGACUGUUCGAAGGUGCUUGAGCAAGAUAAGGACAAUGUGACAGUGCUAGUGCAACGUGCUCUCUUAUAUGAGAGCAGUGAGAAAUAUAGGCUUGGGGCUGAGGACCUGCGUUUGGUUCUGAAGAUUGACCCUGGGAAUCGUCUUGCCAGGAGUAUGAUUCAUCGAUUGAACAAAAUGGCUGACUAG